Molecule: messenger RNA, 6411 nt
Organism: Xenia sp. Carnegie-2017
Lineage: Eukaryota; Metazoa; Cnidaria; Anthozoa; Malacalcyonacea; Xeniidae
Exons: 28
Coding region: 198-6056 (1952 amino acids)
Molecular function (GO): protein binding
Source: RefSeq, a predicted model, not a curated record
ACGUAUUUCCGACAUCAUGAAUAACUGUUAAGCACAACGCUUAGUUAUUCAGCAUUGCAACUCCACAACAGUCGAGUGCACAGAUCGCGCUGUUGAGCAAUUUACAUUAAACUCUUGAAGAGAAUAAGAUCUGGAAUUGAAAUUUCAAACUAAGAGAAGACAGUGGUAUACGAAUAAAAGAGCUUUCCAUCGGUGAAAUGUCUUCGGAAGUUCCCUUUAAAAGUGGUUUUAAAACCAACGAGCUGUGGCAAGCAGUUGUUAAAGGUGAUGUAAGAAAGACUGACAAAUUGAUCAAAACUGGUGCUGAUAUAACGUUCAAAAAAGAAAACAAAUCGCUGUUGGUCGUGGCUCGCGAACUCGAAAUGUCUAAUCAGUCAAGUGGGGAUAUUGGAAAAUUUUACAGCUACAAACAGAUAAGAUCUCUUGUUGAGUUGAGCUUAAAUACAUCGGUUUUAACAGAAGUAACAAAAGGGGACGUAAAUCGUGUUCGUGCUUUGGCAGGCGCGGACGCAAAUCUUUAUCAAGAUGGAAAACUUUUGUUUGGUGCCGCGUCUUCAUCUAGUGAUAAUGCAGAGAUUGUCACUAUUCUUCUCUGCAACAAUCAAAUGAACGAGCAGUAUGUUGAAGCAAUUCAACAGGAUGGCAAAACUUACAUUGGAAGCUUGAUUGCUGAAGCCCAACGGCACAAUAACACCGAAUGUAUAAAAGCUUUCAAGAAACACAUUAGCUAUGUGCUUGUCAGGGAAUCGGAAGCUGGAAACCUGCCUAGGGUUCAACAUUUGUUAAAACUUGGUCAGGACUUUGUUGACUUAAGUUUUAAGCGAUCUGAUGGUCAAACUGCACUAAUGGUGGCUGUCGAUAAGAAACGUUUUGAUGUUGUGAGUAUUUUGAUAAGUAAUGGUGCUGAUAUCUCGCAAGUAAACUCCCAAGGUCAAACUGCUCGGGAUUUAUGUAAGAGAGACGUACGAUUAACAGCCAUGCUCGAUAAAGUCGGGUUGGUAAAGGACCUACGAUCUGCCAUAAGAAGCAACGGCGCAAAGUUAAAUCCAAAUGACAUUGGUAGCUACUUAGAUAAAGGCGUUCAGGUUAACAGUAGGGAUGCUGAUGGUAACAGCAUUCUGUUACUUGCCGUUCAAUAUAAAUGCUCUACUGACGUUUUGACUGACCUUAUCAAGACGUAUCAUGCCGAUCCUAAUAUUCUUAAUAAGCGCGGACUUGGUCCGGUUGAAAUGGGCCUUGUUUAUGGUGAUGCGGAUACUUUAAAAUGUUUGUUUGAAGCUGGAGUCAACAUUAAACGUGGGAAAAAUAUGCUGCUAGAGUAUGCUAAAGCAAAUGGUUUUCCGGGUGCAGUGGAACUUAUCAAUGAAGAGUUUGGAAAACUCUUGUGGAAAGCUGUUGAUGACGAAAACUUUGAAGAAAUCAAGGAAAUGUUGCAGAAUUGUGGUGUAUCUGUUGAUGAAAAAUGCAAACUUGAAGGAUAUGAAGGCUGGACUGCCCUAUUUCUUGCUGCCCACAAAAACAACAUCAAGGUGCUAAAAUUACUUUGUGAUUCACAAGCUGAUGUUGAUGCGAGGAGCGUAGAUGAACAGACAGCCAUUUUCGUGGCUGUACAGACAGGUCGAACUGAAGCUCUUCAGUAUCUUAUUUCAGAAAGUGCAUCGGUGAAUAUAAUUGACACAAAUGGCAAUACCCCUUUGUCGUUUGCCAUUAAAAAUAAUAAUGAGCCCCAAGUGCGAAUUCUUCUCCACCACGGUGCUGAUCCUUAUCAUAAGCAAGGUGGUAUUCCUAUUGCACAAUUUGGUCAUGAAUGUCCUAACAAAAACAUAGCGUACCUUUUCGAGCAACUUGACUUUUUUGCUGCCAUUCCGGAUUGGGAAGAAGAUAAGAAAGACAAGAAAGCUGGUCCCAAUUUCAACUUUUUUCGCCCUCCUAUUUCCUUCGAUCUCAGUCCUCCAGCAAAAUUGCAAAUGGUGAUGCAAGGCAACCCGAAGGUGAAUAAAAAGUUGCUUGAAAGUGCAAAAGAAGGAAGACCUGUUCCGCUGAAAGAGGCAAUCGCAGAGGGAGCUGACAUUCGUUGUUUUGACAAUAAAAUGAAAAGACCUCUUGAUCUUGCAAAAGAAAAGCUUCUAAAGCUAGAAAACGAACAAUUAAGCAGUAUUGAAAUAAAGCGACAACAACAGCAAAAUUUUCGAUUUUAUUAUCGAGACAUUGUUCAGUUUUUGACGCAGAAACUUCAUGAGCAGUUAUGGAAUGCUGUGCAAUCUGAGACUCUAGAACGAGUGCAAACUUUACAUGAGUGUGGUGCACCCUUGGACUGGCGCGCUCCUGAACGACCUUUGGGUUUACCUGGACUUCUUGCAUGCACCCAAGAUAAACCAGAGAUUUUGGCUUACCUUCUUCACAAUUGUGCAGAAAAUGUACCAUUACUGAGAACUGUGGAUAUGAAUGGUAGAAGUUUGCUUUCAAUGGCAGAGAAAAACGGUUUUAAAAAGUUAAGCUCCUGGAUUCGAGGAAGAAUGACUUACAGCCUGCAGCAAGCUAUGACUAGCAAAGACGUUGCUGCUGCUAAACACAUCUUAAAUCUGGGAAGUGGUCCAGAGUUAAAACGUUCAGAUGGUAACUCUAACUUAUGUCAAGCAGUGGAAAUGGGCGAUUUGGAAUUAGUUAAACUGCUUGUUGAUGCUGGCGCUGACUGCUCUGUUAAACAUCAAGGACAUACUAUGAUUGAUAUUGCACGAAUAAAGGGAAAUGUUCAAAUAACAAGGUUUAUCACGCAGUCUUUGACGACUGCUAAAUUAUUUGAUGCUGCCAAUAGUGGAAACAUUGAAUCUAUACGGAAAUUACAUUUACAAGGAGGAAAGGUGGAUUGUCAUUCUUACAUGGGGAUAACACCUUUAAAAGCUGCAUUUGUUUCAGGCGACACCAAGUCAAUACAUUACUUGAUAUCUCGUGGUGCGUCGCUUGUGAGAUCAGAUAAGUCCGUCAAUCCAAUUGGCAAACUGGAAAGUUUGAAUGACAAUGAACCUUUGAAGAAUUAUAUACAACGCUCAGUGGACGAACAGUUUCUUGCCACAGUCAUCGAAGGUGAUUCGACCAAACUAGAUUUACUACUGCAACUUGGUGCUAAUAUUGCUUACUGUAACCCAAACUCAAAGGAGACAGCCAUUUCCUUAUGCAUUAACUAUCACAGUGUUGACAUGCUUAAGUUCUUGGAAAAUCGAGGCAGUGUUCUUACAAGUCCAGCAGAUGCAAAAGGAAACUAUGCACUGGGAAUAGCAGCAGCGAGAGGCAAUACAGCAGUUGUUGAGUAUUUACUUCAAGAAAUUAACAUUAACAAGACACUAACAAAUGAGGACGGAAAAACACCUCUUCAAAUUGCUGAAGCAUCAGAUCAUCAAGAGGUUGUCAGAUUGUUAGGGGGUGAGGUGAAAGACGAAAAGGGUAAAAAAGUUUAUAAUCCACCAAAAUACAAGCUGCAAGAAUUGAUUCAAGCUGUGAAAAACUGCAACAUGACAAUUAUUAAAGAGUUCAUUGAAGAAAUAUAUUCAAGAAGAGACGAAAAAGUUUAUCAUUGCGUUGAAAUGUGGAAAGAAAGCCAAAAAGAAAACCAAAAGGAAGUUGAAAAAAAACUGGCUCACCAUUAUCAAGAGUUGAUUGAAGAUACAUCGGAACAUAAGUUGACAGGUUCAGCGGAGUCUCAGGUGAUUUUAACUGGAUUUCUACGUAGCCUAAGUGCUCAAAUCACUGGCUGUGCAUUGGAUCCCAACGAUCCGCGAAGCUAUGACAUGUUUUUUCAAAAUAUGAACGAAAAGGCUGAGGAAGCUCGGAAAAAGAUUCUAGUUGAUGACUUGAAUCAACUAAAAGAAAAUUUUAAGGAAGAACUGGUUCAAGUGCAAGAAGCGUUGUCAGGUUUAAAACAGCAGAAAGAGCAGAUGCAUGUCAGAGAUCGUGAAUAUUUUGAAAGAAUUGCGCAAAUGAAAGUUCAACUAUCUGAAGAACAGUCAGCCAGAGAACGUGAUCGUAUCCGUAAAGAAAUGAUGUCUUUACAAGAUGACAUGAAGACGUUGCACGCUCAACAAGAAAUCUUAGAAGCUCAACAGAAAAGGCAAAAUAUGCAUUAUGAAGCAUCUAAGAGAUUUGAAGCUACGCAUAUCAAUCUCUUGCUGUUUUACCGAACUGUGUCUCUUGGUGUAGAAGAAAUUUUUGUUGGUGCCAAGGCAGUUGCAAGUUCGAUGGUAGUUUCGUCUGGUGGAAGUCUAUCGACAAAGGCGUCAGUUGUCGAAGGAGUCGCAACCGGCAUUUUAAGCGUAUUCUCUUUUGAUCCAAUCGUUGGGGGUCUUACAAAGUCUCUCGUGAAAGUGGCGACCAAAGUUAUGAAAGAUGUAGACAAGUACAGGCAGAAGGAAAUUGCUCAGUACAUAUCAUGUUUAGCAACUAUUGGUGAGCAGACUGACAUUUGCACUGACGUGGCUUACAGAUUAACCUUGUGGUAUAGCGACCAAAUAAAGUGUCUGGCUUCUCCAAUCAUGGAAUCACAAAAAGAUUUUUCUUUGACUAACGCUAGAUCCGAUUCAACGAAGAACUCUGAAAAUCUUUCUGCUCCAGCUCGAAGAAUGGCUCAAAUUGCAGUUGGCAUUAUUUAUACUUCGCUCACCGAAAAGGUUUUAGAAAACGCGGAAAGUAAAGUAUCUCAGUUUUCUACUCUUGGUGAAAAGUUAGCAUGGUGUGUGGUUACGCAGAAACCGAAGAAUGGUACAAUUUCUAAGCUGCAAAAACGUGCCACGGAGUUUUGUGAGACCAUUUGGAAAAAGAGUGGUUACUUUGGGAGCAAAGUGCCACCGAAUUUUAUCAAGGUGGAAUUAGACGAAGAAUUUCAGACAGAUAGCCAAAAGACAUGGAUGCUCUGCGAUAUUUUUCACAAGACUGGUAUCAUUGACCGUGAUGGUAACAUUUAUAAGGCAAAUCAUUGUGAUCCGAAAAUUUAUAAAUUUUGCUAUGGAACUGAAAUGGCAGCUACGGAGCUUGGUUUUGCGCGUUUGGAUGUGAAAAUGACUGCACCACAGGAUGCACUCUUUAUAGAUGAUUUGUUUGUUGGUGAAGAUGUUAUCAGUGUUUCUGGUACCGGAGGGACAAAAGGGAAUUUUGUAAUUGCUCCUGGAAAGAUCGAUGAACGCAUUCAAAAGAUUUUAGAAGAGGAAAAACUUGACCGAUCUAGCAUGGAAAAUGCUUGGAAAGAAGAUAUUCGAGAAGUUCAGGAAGAAACAAUUCGCAAAACAGAUGAACUUGAAGAAAGACAGAAUUUUCUGGAAACAGAGUUGCGUGAUCAGAUUAUUAAGAUUGAAGAAGUAGCUGAAGAAAAAACGAAACUGCAUGAAAAUAAUUUUGCCAAAUAUCAAAGCCAACUAUUGACGAAGUUUAAUGAGUUGAAACAAAAAAUGGAUGAUCACUUUCAGUCAGUCAUCAAGAAAAUGCAAGCAGAUAUGAGAAAAGAAUUUGAUUCCAUGCAAAAAAGAUUCAAGAAAAAGGAAGAAGAGCUGGAUGCUGCGUUUCAAACUUCUCAGCAAAACUUGAAUGCUCAUUAUGCUGCGACAGAAAAACGCCUUGAAAAAGAAAAAAAGAAACAAGUAGACGAACUCUCUAAAAAAAGUGAAGAGUUCUCAGAAGCACUUCGGAAAGAAAACGUCAAAAAUUUUCAGUUUGCAAAAGAGCAAGUGGAGCAGUUUUGCCGUGACAAAAUAAAGGAAAUCAAGAAAAUUGAAGAAGCUGCCGUGCUUCAGUUUGAAGAGCAAUGUUUGGCAUAUAAGAAAGAUUCCGAUGCUAAAACCGCUUUAGCGAGGCAAGAAUUAAUUAAUAUAAUGGAAAGUAAAACGGAAAGAUAUUAUAAAGAAAUCAAAGAUGAAUGCUCAAAGAACCUGAGUACAAUGGAAGAAGCUAACACCAAACUGAAGAAGCAAGUGGAAUCCUUGGAAAAAUUGGUCAUGACCCUUGAAAUUGGCGAAAAAGACUUGAAAGAAUCUAAAGACUCCAAGGUCUCAAAAGACUCGAAAAAGCGCUGAUCAUUACUAUUUUAGUGAAUCCUACUGUUGAAAACCACUUUGAAAAGAACUUCACAAAAAUUCAUUUCAUUGCAGGGACAGUACGUUAAAGAUAUUUUUGCAGUUAAAAAAGACUGCGUCGAUGUAAUCAAAGUUUUCAAACUAGUUGAUAAUUUCAUUUAUUGAACCAUUAUCGUUGCAUUUAUUUACUUCAGAAUAGAAACUAAGUAUUUAAACUUAAAAAUUAAUAUGGAUAGGCUAUUAUAAAGCAGUCACCCAGGCGCGGAUUCAGACCGGAACUUUUGAGAUUACAUUUUAUCAAGAAGAUUAGAAAUUUUGUUGUAUUUAUAUGAAAUACAGCAAAAUUGCUCAAAAA